Messenger RNA from Lolium rigidum, 3530 nucleotides. RefSeq names its product proline-rich receptor-like protein kinase PERK8. Bases 20 to 3280 code for a protein of 1086 amino acids. The transcript has 16 exons. Gene Ontology annotation, molecular function: protein kinase activity; ATP binding. The record is from RefSeq and is a predicted model, not a curated record. Lineage: Eukaryota; Viridiplantae; Streptophyta; Magnoliopsida; Poales; Poaceae. Gene Ontology annotation, biological process: protein phosphorylation.
UGCGUGUGGCUCGGCCGAGAUGCGGCCUCUCGCUUGCGUGCUGCUGGUGCUCCUCGCCUCGGUUCUUGGAUCCACAGGUACUGAUCUGGCUCCUGCUCCCGGGGUUGGUAAUUCUCCUGAUGAUCAAGGACAAGCUUCUAGUCCUCCUCAACCUACUUUCGUUCCCGGUCCAAUAACUCUUCCAACAGCACCACUUCUUACUCCUUCAGCAAGUCCUCCACUCCAGAAGGGAGCUGCUAGCCCUGCAGUUCCCACUGAACCGCAAACUUCACCAGCUCCAGUAGUUCCCCCUAAAGAAAAUAAUGCACCUCCUCCAGUCGAGUCUGCGCCUCCAGUUGAGACCGCACCUCCCGCAGUCACUGAUGAUGUGCCCCCGCCAGCAGCUCCUCCGCAAGCUGCCGAAAAACCCACUGAACCGCAUUCUGCUCCGGCUCCGGUUGUUCCUCCUAAAGAAGAUAAUGCGCCUCCUCCAGUUGAGUCUACGCCUCCACCAGUUGAGACCACACCUCCCGCGGUCACUGACAACGUACCCCCGCCAGCAGCUCCUCCUCAAGCUGCUGAAAAACCCACACCAAUACUUCCUGGGUCACCUGCAGUGCUACCUUCAGUUCAGGCUCCUACUCCGUCUGUGGCCGUAAAGCCUAAUCUGCCACUAGCACCUCCUCCUUCCGUGAGCAAUCAACCAAUUAGCCCAAUUGGACCAGGUAAUGAUGCCCCUCCAUAUCCACCACCUAAAAGCAGUUUCCCCGCAGUUCCUCCUUCGGCUUCAGUUCCGCCGGAACUUGUGAAACCUCCGACUGCACCACCUAUUAUUAUACAAGCACCUCAGCAACAAGCACUGCCUCCAAAUACUGAGCAUAAUAAUGGACAUACAGUGCCCCCAGCAAAUGCUUCCCCUCCUGCAAGUGGUAAGAACCAUGGCAUUGAGCGUGCACCCCCACCAAAGGAACCUAGUACUGCCCCGGUUCACAAAUCACCGACUAGAGGGCCUGCACCUGCAUCUAGUCCGCUGCCCCACGAUACAAAUAUGCCGGCAAUCCCAAAGAAUGAUCCAACAGUGCCACGUGCUCAGCCCCCGUCACUAGGAGUAGCUCCUAAACCAGCACCCACUAGCAGAUCUCAUCCUCCGGUACCAACGAAAGGAGAGCGUCCAUCAUUUGCUCCAUCUUACCCACCACCCCAUGCUCAAGGUCCUGACGUCUCACGAGCUCGUCCUCCACAGAAGAUUGGGGCUAAAAGGAAAAACCAUCAUGCACCUCCACCGAUGUUUCAAGGUCAUCCAAACUUCCCUGUGCACCCUCCAUCUCCUUCACCAGUGUCACCAAGGGCCCCCUCUAAUGGCAGAAAAAAUUGCAACUUGUUAUCAUGCCCAGAGCCUCUAACUGAUCCACCUGCGGGAGCUCCGUGUGCUUGUGUUCUACCGAUUAAAGUUGGAAUCCGUUUAAGUGUGGACCUUUAUUCAUUCUUUCCGUUAGUUUCGGAUUUUGCUGAAGAAGUUGGAUCUGGGGUAAACAUGGCUCGGAGGCAGGUUCGUGUUAUGGGUGCAAAUGUAGCUGGUGACCAACCUGACAAGACAGUGGUUCUUGUGCAUCUGGUACCAAUGCAUUUGAAUUUUGAUAAUGCGACUGCCUUCUCGGCAUUUCAAAGAUUGUGGAGCAAAAGAAUUCCUCUAAAGCCAUCAGUUUUUGGGGACUAUGAGAUUCUCUAUGUUGUAUAUCCAGGGCUUCCUCCUUCCCCCCCUUCGGCACCAGACGGUGUUGGUAAUGGUGCAUUUGGGAACAGCAGAAAUGCAAGGGCAAUGAAGCCACUGGGGGUCGACGUCGGAAGACCGAAAAGAAAAGUGAAUGGAAGCCUAAUUGCUAUUGCUGUUUUAUCCACUGUUAUAGCGCUGAUUAUUUGCGUUGCGGCUGCAUGGUUGCUUAUACUCAAGUUCAGGGAUUCAGAUGACAUAGCUCAAAGAUAUCCACAUAGUGCAAUUCCAAAAUUUUCGAGGUCUUCUGGGACAUGUAACACACUGUUGCCUGGUCGCCAUAGUUCACAUUCAGGUCCAUCCGGUUCACUCGGCUCAAGCAUGGCAACAUACACAGGGCAGGCAAAAACAUUCAAAUUUGUUGAGAUUGAAAAGGCUACAAAUGGCUUUGAUGAUUCGGCAGUACUUGGAGAAGGUGGCUUCGGAUGUGUCUACCAGGGCACACUUGAUGAUGGAACCACUGUUGCGGUAAAGGUUCUGAAAAGAUUUGAUGGCCAAGGUGAACGGGAGUUCUUGGCAGAGGUUGAGAUGCUGGGACGGUUGCAUCACCGAAAUUUGGUCAAGCUGUUAGGCAUAUGUGUAGAGGAGAAUGCACGGUGUCUGGUAUAUGAACUUAUUCCAAAUGGCAGCGUUGAAUCCCAUUUGCAUGGAGCGGAUCGAGAUAUAGCUCCACUUGAUUGGAAUGCACGUAUGAAGAUAGCCCUUGGGGCAGGGCGGGCACUUGCAUAUCUACAUGAAGAUUCAAGCCCUUGUGUGAUUCAUCGUGAUUUCAAGUCAAGCAAUAUACUGCUAGAGCAUGAUUUCACACCGAAAGUUUCUGAUUUUGGACUGGCCAGGACCGCGAGGGGGGAGGGUAACCAGCACAUUUCCACUCGUGUGAUGGGAACAUUCGGAUAUGUUGCACCAGAGUACGCCAUGACGGGGCAUCUUCUUGUCAAGAGUGAUGUAUACAGUUAUGGCGUCGUAUUACUUGAGCUCCUCACAGGUAGGAAGCCUGUGGACAUGUCUCAGCCUGCGGGGCAAGAAAGCCUAGUUGCAUGGGCUCGCCCAUAUCUGACAAAUGUGGUGAGCUUACGUCGAGCUGUUGAUCCGCUUCUCGGCCCUAAUGUACCACUAGACAACGUGGCAAAAGCAGCAGCUAUCGCAUCAAUGUGCGUACAACCUGAGGUUGCACACCGACCGAGCAUGAGCGAAGUCGUGCAGGCCUUGAAACUUGUCUGCAGUGAGGGUGAUGAGGUUCUUGGAUCGGGAAGUUUCAGCCAGGAGUUGGCGGCUCAUGCUACAGCGGUUUACGAUGUUACGGGCAUGGAAGCAGAGAGGGUGCUAUUAUCUGAGAUGUUUGGCUCCACACCUGUCUUCACUCCAGCUCCAGAUUCAGGUUCUUUCCGCAAGCAGUCCAGCUCAGGCCCUCUGAUGACUGGCAAGAAUAUGAAGUUCUGGCAGAGAUUGCGAAACUUGUCAAGAGGUAGUAUGAGUGAGCAUGGUGCCUCACCAGAUUUUGAGACGCGUUCACAGUGUAGCAAUAGGUGAGUUUUUUUCCCUGCUCGGAUCCAGUCUCUGACAAGAUGAAAGAGUUCGAGGACCUAGUUUGUACAUUACGCGUGUGGAGGUAAAGGCUGUAUAUAGUUCCGGAUCAUCAGAGUAGCAGAGUUACGGAUUGCCAGAGAUCUCUACUAAGAUCUGCUCAGAUUUGUGGUUCGGUUUGACGGGUACUGCCGUACUGCUACGUGGCCAUACACAGAUACGCCUGCCUUUCGAUUUCUACUGUUUCUCGUUUUCA